AAGCAAAUGUUGUGGCGUGAGGACUGGGGUUGGUAUUUGUGAGACCUCUGGUUCUUUCCACUUCCACGAGUAGCGCCGGCUGCAUCUGUUUUUCUUGGCUUUUCACCUUCCUCUAAACCCGCGACAGCUUAACUCCUUGAGCUUCCUUCCUUGUACAUCCACUGUCCAGUGUUCGCCUGAGGCGAUUCCAAAUCAGCAUCCAACUUGCCAUCUCAUCGACAGUUAGAGGGCGGCGACCAUUCCUGCCGAGUGGCGAGAGAAGGAUCGACUACGUCCUGAUGUCUCUUCACAUCGGUAAUCUAUCUGCGCGCACUCGAAGAGAUGAGCUUGAGCGUGUCUUCUGUAGAUUUGGACAUUGUAACGUUCGGCUGAAAGGAGAAGGCUAUGGUUUUGUGGUAUAUGACUUCCCUCCAGAUGCAGAGAAAGCUUUGAUAGCACUGCAAGGCAGAAAUAUAUGUGGGGAGCAGCUAACUCUCACGUGGUCAAAGAAACAACCCAAAUCGUUUCAAAGGUUUGCUAGGAGUGGUCGAAAUUAUGAAAUGCAACGAGUGAGGAAUUCUGAUAUAGCAGGCAUUGCAAGAAGGAAAAUGAAUUUAAAUGGAUGGAGGAAUUUCAAAAUUGGUAAUGAUGUAAGGAAUAACUCAGUUGACAUGCCUAGUGGAGAGAGGGAUUAUCAUCAUGAUGAUUUUAAAGAUUUUGAUGGGGAAGAAAAAGAUUACAGGCAAGGCUUUUCAGAUGAUGGAGCAGGAGCCUGUCAUAACUUUGAGGACAAUGGUAGGUGGGGUGAGUCGAUUCAUGACUCAUCAAUUGACAAUGGGAAUGAAAAUGCUGUUGAUUUUGAUCAAUAUGAACCUUAUCAUGGUUAUGACAAGAAGCAUGAGAAUGAAAAUCACCACUUAGGUUACGCUAGUGAUUCUCCUGCAGAAAACUCCCAUAAAAAUGGGGGUAGAGCAAGGAUUGGUGAUGAGACUUCCAACCAUCCACGUCACCGAGUGUAUGGGCAAACUUGUUAUAGAUGUGGUGAUACAGGUCACAAAAUGCGUAACUGUCCUAAAAACAGUUUAUCCCGCAGAAAAUACAGCAGGUGGGAUGAUGGGCAAGCUGAUAAAAUAAAUUGGAAACGUAGGUUUGAAGAUGAUUCCAAUAAAUUUGGAUCUGUUCUCUGGUGAAGCUGCAGUCAGGUGGAGAUACUUCAUUAAUGAAGCACCAGAAGAAUGAGAGUAGGUUGUCUCGUUCACGUCACUACCAGACACCAGAAAAUAAAUUCUCCCCUACAGCAAAGGAUAUUGAGCAGUCUCAAAGAAAUGAGUAUGAAGGAAGAAAGCGUAGUGGGAAGGAAAUUGGAUCUCCUAGAAGAUCUCAUGGAAAGAAAGCAAGAAGGUCAAUCUCUUUGCAUUCGGAUCAUACUGCUUCUCUUGUGAACUCAAUUUCUCAAUCUUCCAAGUCUUUGCAAAGGUCCCAUAGCUAUUCUAGAUCAAGAACAGCUUCUUCUAGUGCUCAUUCCUCGUCCCCAAAUUUAAGGCCUUCAAAAUCUUAUGAUUCUAUGGACAGAAGCCCAAAUUUUAGAAGGUCAAGCACCCCCUCAUCUCUAUCUGUAUCACUUGGUCGGCCUCUACCAUCAUCUUCAAAUAAAAUUCAUCUGAAUUCAAAAGGCUCAACUUUGGAUGCUACUGCUCCCAAAUCCAUGGAUAAUUUGGUUGGACAGGGACAACAGAUUGGCAGAAAUUUGGAAUCAGAGAAUGAUAAAUCCAAAGAUACUAUUGCUGUCAAUGGUAAUGAUGCAUUAUAUGCCAACAUUGUGGAUGACAUGGGAAAGGACCAAAUUGCACAAGAGGACGAUAAUGAAAGUGAUACUCUCUUUGGCAUGUCUGACAAAGGAACAAGUUUCACCAAAGCACUGCCGGAUAAGGAUACACUAGAUGCUGAGAAUUUGUCUUCAGAGAUGAAGCAGACAGAGAGCUUCGAGCAUCCUGGAUUGUUGGUUAUGGAUUAUAUGCCUCCAGGAGUUGAGAAACCAGCUUCAGAAACUCAUGCCAAUGUCACUUCUUCAGCAGCAAUAUCCUCUGAGGAGAUACGCAUGGUUUUUAAGCACUAUGGCCUGGAACAUCCCAAAGAUGAUGAAGAAAAUUUAGCAGUGGAUGACUUAUUUGGUUCUGCUCGGUUGUGGCCCUGGCAUAUCAUUUAUUACCGCAGGCUGAAGAAGGGACCAAUUUCAGUUGAGAACUAUGCAAGGCGAGUUGCUCAAAAUCAAGAAUUUGGUAUUAUUGAUAAGUAUGUUAGAAGUAGCAGUGGGUGGGGAGAGUUCAUCCUGGGGAACUCACAAUAAUGCUGCCUGUCACCAGUAAUGCCCCUUUAGUGGACUUGUCUGCAUGGAAUCGCAGUAUUUUAUGUUUGCUCUUGCUGGGCACUAUCUGGUGUUUAGAUUUGAAUUCCUUAAAAAGGUUUAGCAAGAAUUUUGCGCAGGUAGCCAGGUAGGUAAUUAUGCAAAUCAUAAUGUAAUCCGUAUUGCUAUACAUACUUGUAGUCCUCAGAAUCAGUAUCUUAAAAAAAAUAUAUGACAUAUAUAAAAAUGCCAGUGCAUUGAAAUGUUUGUGUUUACAUC
Prosopis cineraria is the source of this 2602-nucleotide messenger RNA. RefSeq lists its product as uncharacterized. Bases 1199 to 2326 code for a protein of 375 amino acids. The record is from RefSeq and is a predicted model, not a curated record. NCBI's taxonomy places the organism in Eukaryota, Viridiplantae, Streptophyta, Magnoliopsida, Fabales, Fabaceae. The transcript has 2 exons.